This is a messenger RNA of Wasmannia auropunctata (little fire ant), 2430 nucleotides long. RefSeq names its product glycine--tRNA ligase (gene GlyRS). The transcript has 4 exons. Gene Ontology annotation, cellular component: cytoplasm; mitochondrion. Gene Ontology annotation, molecular function: glycine-tRNA ligase activity; ATP binding. NCBI's taxonomy places the organism in Eukaryota, Metazoa, Arthropoda, Insecta, Hymenoptera, Formicidae. Bases 109 to 2337 code for a protein of 742 amino acids. Gene Ontology annotation, biological process: mitochondrial glycyl-tRNA aminoacylation. The record is from RefSeq and is a predicted model, not a curated record.
UCCUGCACAGUCUACGGUACCCGGGAUAACCUAAAAGCCACGGUGCGAAACCUCGUGGCGCGCGUGGCGAUCGCGUGAAGGUGUAUCGUGCAAUCACUUUCGCGGCGAAUGCAGCUUCUCAGGCGCGGUUUGCAUCAUAUCGCGCGUAGGGUUGCUGCGCACCGCGUGUCCGGCGACGUUCCGCUUGCGAGACCACCUGUCAGACGCGUCGCGGCUACCGUCAGUCUUCUUGAUUUCAGCCGGUGGGGCACCAGGAAGGCGAACAGAAGCGUGAAGAUCGCCCUCGUCCUCGACAUGACGGAUCCGAAGGUCGAGGAAGUCCUAGCGCCGCUCCGGGCGAGCGUCAAGGAACAAGGUGACUAUGUGCGGAAGUUGAAAUCCGAUGGUGCUCCAGAAUUGGACGUCAAAAAGGCCGUAGCCGAACUGAAGCUGCGCAAAAAGAUACUAGAGGAUAAAGAGCUGUCUCUGGCGUCCAGCAAUGUAACGUUCGACCGGGCGCGGAUGGAAGAUCUCCUGAAGCGUAGAUUCUUUUUAGAUCAGUCCUUCGCGAUUUACGGCGGUGUCACCGGUCAAUAUGACUUUGGGCCCAUGGGCUGUUCGUUGAAGACGAACCUGAUAAACGCCUGGAGAAAUUUCUUCGUGCUGGAGGAACAGAUGCUGGAAGUCGACUGCUCCAUUCUGACACCCGAGCCGGUGCUGAAAGCGUCCGGCCAUGUGGAGCGAUUCGCCGAUCUGAUGGUGAAGGAUGUGAAGACCGGCGAGUGCUUCCGGCUGGAUCACCUGAUCAAGGCGCACUUGGAGAAGAUAAUCUGCGACAAGAAAACGAGCGAGGAGACGCGCGAGGAAUGCAGGGACAUCAUCAUCAAGCUGGACGGUAUGACGAAGAGCGAGAUGGCCGCAGUGUUGUUGAAGUAUAACAUGAAAUCGCCGGUUUCCGGUAACGACUUGACGGAACCGAUAGAAUUCAACUUGAUGUUCGGCACUCAGAUUGGACCGACGGGGCUCAUCAAGGGCUUCCUGAGACCAGAAACGGCCCAAGGUAUCUUCGUGAACUUCAAGCGAUUACUGGCGUUCAAUCAGGAACGACUGCCGUUUGCCGCGGCGCAGAUCGGUAAUGCCUUCAGGAACGAGAUUUCCCCACGAUCCGGACUUAUACGCGUUCGAGAGUUCACCAUGGCAGAAAUCGAGCACUUCUGCGACCCGAACGACAAGAGUCAUCCCAAGUUCGAGACGGUCAAGGACAUAAGUAUGCUGCUGUAUUCGGCCUGCAAUCAGAUGGACGGCAAGAGCGCGCAGCGCCUCACCAUAGGCGAGGCCGUCUCGUCUGGCUUGGUGGCGAACGAGACGCUGGGCUACUUCAUGGCUCGGAUCCAUCGGUUCCUAUUGAAGGUCGGCGUCGAUCCGAACCGCCUGCGUUUCCGUCAGCACAUGAGCAAUGAAAUGGCGCAUUACGCCUGCGACUGCUGGGACGCCGAGUGCCUGACGUCCUACGGAUGGAUCGAGUGCGUGGGAUGCGCCGACCGGUCCGCCUAUGACUUGACGCAGCAUACCAAGGCCACCGGUGUGAAAUUGGUGGCUGAGAAGAAACUACCCGCUCCGAAAACGGUGGACGUUUGCGAGAUUAUACCGAACAAGGUGUUGAUCGGUAAAACGUUCAAGAAGGAUAGCAAAGUAGUGCAAGAGGCGCUAGCAGCAUUAGGCGAGAAGGAGAUUGUGUCCUUGGAGAAAGUUCUUAGCGAGAACGGAGGACACGAGCUGACACUGCCCAGCAACGUCGUCGUGAAGAUCACCAAGGACAUGAUAGAAGUAAAGCGUUACCAGAAGACUGUUCACGUUGAAGAGAUUAUACCCUCGGUGAUCGAGCCUUCCUUCGGCAUUGGUCGUAUCAUGUAUGCCCUGUUCGAACAUAAUUUCAAGACGAGAGAAGGUGACGAGAAGAGAACGUAUUUCGCCCUACCGCCGGUGGUAGCGCCGUUGAAAUGUUCGGUAUUACCGCUCAGUGGCAACGACGAAUUUGUGCCGUUUGUGAGAAAAUUAUCGCAAGAUCUUACAAGAGCAGACGUCUCGCACAAAGUGGACGACUCUUCCGGAAGCAUAGGACGCAGAUAUGCUCGUACCGACGAGAUAGCGAUACCGUUUGGUAUUACCAUCGACUUUGACACUUUGAGGACACCGCACAGUGCAACACUUAGAGACAGAGACAGCAUGGGACAAGUCAGGAUAAAUUUGGAUGAGCUGCCUGGCGUUGUGAGGGAUCUCUCUUAUGGAAGAACUACUUGGACGGAAGUGGAGGCAAAGUAUCCCAAGUUUGAACAACAAGAAUCUACAGAAUCAUAGAGAAUUUAAAUAGACUUGGGAAUAAUUUAUUUGUACUAUAUAUAUAGAAUUGUACUAUAUAUAUAUAGGACUGUAUUUUGAAUGGCGUAUAUA